Molecule: messenger RNA, 615 nt
Organism: Amborella trichopoda
Lineage: Eukaryota; Viridiplantae; Streptophyta; Magnoliopsida; Amborellales; Amborellaceae
Source: RefSeq, a predicted model, not a curated record
AUGAGGAUGUGCCGAAAGCCUGCGAAGGGCCGCGAAAAGUAUGUUGGGGUCCGACAGAGGCCCUCAGGAAGAUGGGUCGCAGAGAUCAAGGACUCGGCUCAUAAGGUCAGGUUGUGGCUCGGCACCUAUGACAGUGCAGAGGAUGCAGCGCGUGCGUACGACGAGGCGGCUUUCUCGCUCCGGGGGCCCGGGGCUCGAACCAACUUUGGCAAUCCGACCUCGACCUCAAACCAGGUGUCUGCGAACGAGGACCCGACACCGUUCUCGUUUGAGGGCCCUGAAGAGUCCACAUGCGUGGUGGGGGGCUUAAGGGGUGCCUUGCAGGCAAAGUUGAUGGAGGGUAGGGGGCUGAGCAGGGGCACGGUUGUGGGUCCCGCAUCGUCGGCGAUUAAUUCGGUUUCCGAGAAGGGAUCAGGGGAUAAGAGUGAGAUGUGGAAUACAUGUUUAGGGGGAGGAGGUGGUGGUGGUGGUGGUGGUGGUGGUGGAGGUGAAGGUCCCGGUGAGAGUGGAGGAGGGGGGGAUGGGAAUUUUGAGUUUGUUGGGGGUUUGGAGGAGGGAGAGAAUGGGAGUUGGGCAUGGGAUUUGCUUCUUCCAUCUAUGUUUUCUCCUUCCUAG